CGUGUGGUAUAGAAUCAGUUUUAUAUUUCCGUUACAAACCCUUAGUCAUCUUUCAUUUUCAAAAGCAUUCAUGUAGCUUGGCUCUUCCUUGGUAAGAUGCUCUCCUUGAAGAAAGAAGACUAUGAUUCAACAUCUUUCAUUAAGAAGAUGAAAUCCUAUAUUAUCUGUCUUCGGCCAUGGUCGUUUACUGCUUCGUUUAUGUCUGUUCUUCUGGGCACGGCAAUGGCUUGGAAAUCCCGAGAGAACUUUGACUUACUUCGCUUAAUGUUGACGUUACUAGCAGUCCUAGCAACUCAUGCAGCUGGAAAUCUUGUUAACACGCUAUUUGACUACAAAAAUGGAAUCGAUACGACAACUUCGGAUGAUAAAACCCUCGUCAAGAAAACACUCACUCCUCGAGAAGUGAGAAUCUUGAUCUAUAUUUGCUACGAAGUUGCCAUUGCUUCUUAUAUUGUCAUUUGCCUGGGGUACCCUUCGAUAUCUCCUAUGAAAAUAUUCCCGACAUUUUUAACUGGAAUGGCAGCUUCUUUUAUCUAUACUGGUAGUAUAGGACUCAAAUACAUUGCUCUUGGUGACCUGGUGGUGUUCAUAGCCUUUGGUCCUGUCAUAACCUUGUUUACGUAUGCUGUUCAGACUGGGGAAUUGUCAAUGCAAUGUGUUAGCAUGGCUCUUCCUCUUGCUUUCCACACAGAGGCCAUUUUACACGGAAACAACAUCCGAGACCUCGAGACAGACAAGAACGCGGGAAUCGUAACCAUGGCGAUUCUAUUAGGGAUGAAGAAUGCUCGUUUGGUUUACACUUUAUUGUUGAUUUUACCUUAUAUAAUGAUCUCUUUUAUGGCGCCUUUUCAUUCCGCUUUUCUUUUAUUUCCUUUGUUGUCCCUCCCAUUGGCAUGCAGAUUAAAUUUCGAUUGUUACCAUGGAAACCUUCAAGAAAUUCCUCAAAAGACGGCUAUGGUUAAUCUGGUUUUUGGAAUUUUGUAUGUUUGUGGACUUGCUCUUGCAAAAUGAGCCAAAAACUGCUCUUAAGCGCUUGUUUUUGCUUUCAAUCGCGA
Actinia tenebrosa (Australian red waratah sea anemone) is the source of this 1055-nucleotide messenger RNA. Its product is annotated as ubiA prenyltransferase domain-containing protein 1. The record is from RefSeq and is a predicted model, not a curated record. Gene Ontology annotation, biological process: vitamin K biosynthetic process; menaquinone biosynthetic process. Gene Ontology annotation, cellular component: endoplasmic reticulum; Golgi membrane. NCBI's taxonomy places the organism in Eukaryota, Metazoa, Cnidaria, Anthozoa, Actiniaria, Actiniidae. Gene Ontology annotation, molecular function: prenyltransferase activity.